Messenger RNA from Aaosphaeria arxii CBS 175.79, 2579 nucleotides. Its product is annotated as terpene synthase. The record is from RefSeq and is a predicted model, not a curated record. Gene Ontology annotation, biological process: ergosterol biosynthetic process; triterpenoid biosynthetic process. Gene Ontology annotation, molecular function: lanosterol synthase activity. The transcript has 3 exons. Bases 208 to 2430 code for a protein of 740 amino acids. Lineage: Eukaryota; Fungi; Ascomycota; Dothideomycetes; Pleosporales. Gene Ontology annotation, cellular component: lipid droplet.
UCCUAGUACGGCUACGACAAUCAUCCGCCGCUCAUUCGAUUGAAUGUAGCGGUGGCCCGUGCGCCCAAUUCAGGGACCUCCAUCUAUAACAAUGUGUGACACUCUCUCCACAACAAAAAGUCGCAAGCCCGCCUCGCUCGAUGUGAGCAUUUGAUUCGAAUCGAUUUCCUUCCGAGAGGAUAUACGAUACAGAAGGACGCAGCAACCAUGGCGCCGCCCAAUGGCACGCACCAGCGCCACGCGAAAGCGAAGGCCAACGGGGUGGUUAAAGGAAGCGAUUUCGUGAACGCUACGACGGACCGCUCGAGGUGGCGGUUGAAGGACGACAGAGGGUGCCAGACGUGGCAUUAUCUGGAAACCGACGAGGAGGUAGAGGCGUGGCCGCAGACCGCGGCGGAUAGGUAUUUCCUAGGUAUCGAGACCGGACUCCCGAAACUGCAACCCGCAAAGACGCCCCUCGAGUCCGCUUCCAAUGGCCUCGAGUUCUUCUCCAAGCUCCAGCUGCCGCCUGGGAACUGGGCCUGCGAGUACGGCGGUCCCAUGUUCCUGCUCCCGGGCCUCGUUAUAACGUGGUAUGUCACCGAGACGCCGAUUCCGAAACCCUGGGCGAUCGAAAUGAAGAACUACCUCUUCGCGCGGCAGAAUCCUAAAGAUGGUGGGUGGGGUCUGCACAUCGAAGGGGAGAGCAGCGUUUUCGGAAUCGCGAUGAACUACACGACACUACGACUGUUAGGCGUUGAUGCGGACGACGAGCGCAUGGUGAAAGCGAGGAAGAGGCUAUGGGAGCUCGGGGGUGCGGUGAAUGGGCCUCACUGGGCGAAAUUCUGGUUGAGCGUGUUGGGAGUGUUCGAGUAUGAGAUCGUCAAUCCGGUUCCCCCUGAGCUGUGGUUGCUCCCUGAUUGGGUUCCGAUCUCGCCCUGGAGGUGGUGGAUUCAUAUGCGGCAGGUCAUGCUGCCCAUGUCGUACAUAUGGUCGAAACGCUGGAGUUAUCCGCUGAACGACUUGACGAGGCAACUGAGGACGGAACUCCUGACCCAGCCGUACGAGACGAUCAACCUUGAGAGCCACCGUAACACGAUCUCUCCAAUAGACAACUAUCACCCCAAGUCCUGGGUUCUCCGUCUUUUGUUCUGGCUUGUUAUUCAUAUAUGGAUGCCCCUCCUCCGGCCCAAUUGGAUGAAGAAGCGGGCUGAGGAAUGGACGUGGUGGCUCAUUGAGGCUGAAGACGAGAACACAUCGUACUCUAAUCUUGGGCCUGUCAACGGGCCCAUGAAUACCCUUGCUGCUUAUAUUCAGCUUGGCCCGGAUUCGGUACCGUUCAAGGAGCAUUUGAAGACGCUGCCCGAGUUUCUCUGGAUGAAGGACGAGGGCAUGUUGAUGAACGGAACCAAUGGCGUGCAGACCUGGGACACUUCUUUCCUCGUCCAGGGUGUUCUGACUGGAGGUUUCAUUGAAGACCCGAAAUGGAAGCCCAUGCUCAUCAAGGCAAUGGAGUUCCUGGAAGACCAACAGAUCUUGGAAGAGUGCCGCGACCAACACAAAUGCUACCGCCAGCAGCGCAAAGGCGCAUGGGGUUUCUCUACCCGGAAGCAAGGCUACACAGUAUCCGACUGCACCUCCGAAGGCUUCAAGUCCAUCCUCACCCUGCAAAAGCACCCCACCGCCAACUACCCACAGCUCAUCAGCGAGCGACGCUGCCUCGACGCAAUCGACGUCAUCCUAACCAUGCAGAACGAGGGUGGAGGCUGCGCGUCCUACGAGCCCACCCGCGGCUCCGAGCUCCUCGAGCACCUCAACGCCGCCGAGGUCUUCGGCCGCAUCAUGAUCGAAUACAACUACCCAGAAUGCACGACCGCAUGCGUGACCGCCCUCCACAUGGCGCAAAAGUACUACCCAGACUACCGCGCCAACGAAGUCAAGACCUUCAAGGCCGCCGCCAUCGAGUACAUCCGCCGCUCGCAGCUCCCCGACGGCUCGUGGUACGGCUCUUGGGGCAUCUGCUUCACGUACGCGACCAUGUUCGCCGUCGAGUCCCUCUCCUGCGGCGGCGAGCACUACUCCAACAGCGAGCGCGUGCGCCGCGCUUGCAAGUUCCUGCUCGACCGCCAGAUGGAGGACGGCGGUUGGGGCGAGACGUACAAGUCCUGCGAGCUGGGCGUGUACGACCAGCACCCGGAGAGCCAGGUCGUCCAGACCGCAUGGGCCGUCAUCGCGCUGCUCGAGUCCGACUUCCCGGACCCGGAGCCCCUGAAGAAGGCGCUGAGGUUGAUCAUGAGCAGGCAGCAGCCGAAUGGCGAGUGGAAACAGGAGGCUAUUGAAGGUGUCUUUAAUAAGAGUUGCAUGAUAUCGUACCCCAACUACAAAUUCAUCUUCCCGAUCAAGGCAUUGGGCAUGUUCGUCCAGAAGUUCGGCAACGACGCUUUACUUUGAUAGAUCACAAUCGCCGGUGGCGAUUAUACGAAUCGCGGAGCUGUGGAAACCAAAAUAGAUGGUUUAGACUCUGUAGUCAUGUGUAGUACGUAUAAUGUAUAAUCAACGUCCUCGAAAGUCGACUCGUCUCGACUUGACUUGACCCAGCC